AUGAAUGAGCUCGCUUCGGUCCUGAAAAAUUUUGUGGAAGUCGCUUCAGCUAUUGUUCCCGAGAAGCUGAACGUAUUCGGAACAUUUCUAUUUCGCUUUCUGGAACGUUGCCUGCAGUUUUUGGCCAUUGCCUUGUUCCCAGCCGCCGUUAUCGUUUUACCGGUAGUCGGUUUUUUAUGUGUCGCGAUUUUGUUUUGCUGUAGGUGGAGUUGGUGGCUGGCAGUGCUGUACUUAACUUGGUUUUGGUACGACUUUCGGACGCCGCAGAAUGGAUCACGCUUGUGGAUGUACUGGCGCAAAAGGAGUGCCUUCAAGUACAUGGCCGAUUACUUUCCGAUCAAGCUUAUAAAAACGGCCGAACUGGACCCGGAACGCAAGUAUAUUUUUGGCUGUCAUCCUCAUGGCAUCAUGAGUUUCAGCACCGUGCUGAACUUUGCCACCGAGGCGACGCACUUCAGCGACAAAUUUCCUGGAAUUACUACAUAUCCAUGCACGUUGGCGGCCAACUUUUGCUUCCCUAUUCGCAGGGAGGACCUCGAGCUGUGUGGUAUCAUCGAAGUCAGUAAGAAUAGUAUCGAACACGUGCUCACCCGACCGACUAAGGGUGAUGCUGUGGUGAUCGUGGUAGGCGGUGCCGAAGAGGCACUAGCUUGGUUAGUUCCAGUGUACUCUUUCGGCGAAAACGAAGUUUAUCAUCAAAUAAACAACCCGGAAGGUUCAAGACUGCGAAACUUCCAGGUGAUUGUUUUCGCGUUCGCUCUUGCCGCUAGGAUGAACUUUGAAUUGCAGGAACGUUUCAAAACUAUAUUCCGAUUUUCACCGCCGAUAUUUUUUGGUCGCUGGACUACCGGUUUCUUUAUGCCCCUGCGCAGACCAAUUACAACUGUAGGAACACCGAUCCCGGUAAAAAAGUGCGACGAACCAUCACGCGAUGCAAUCAAUGCGCUUCACGCGCGGUACAUACAAGAAUUGACGACGCUGUUCGACACAUACAAGUGCCAGUUUGGUUUCAAGCCGGAAGACCAGCUCAACAUUCGCUAG
Molecule: messenger RNA, 1041 nt
Organism: Soboliphyme baturini
Lineage: Eukaryota; Metazoa; Nematoda; Enoplea; Dioctophymatida; Soboliphymatidae
Source: the annotation of a GenBank genome assembly